AUGUCGAACGUCAAAGAAAAUGAAGAACCACUAACUGUGGAAACGCCCGUUGCACAGCAGGAGAACCAAUCGAUUGUAGAGGAUGGCCUCGCCGCCUGGAUGCAAGCCCUUGGAUCCUUCCUCGUGUACACCGCGACCUGGGGCCUGCUAAGUGCUUAUGGAUCAUACCAGAGUUACUACGAACAUACCCUUCCUGAUGUUGCCACGGACAACAUUGCUUGGGUAGGAACCGUUGAAGGCGUGCUCCUGAUCAUCAGCGGCGUCAUAUCAGGCCCAAUCUAUGACCGGGGCCACAUUCGAUCGCUGCUCUACGUUGGCACGGUGCUGACCGUCUUCGGUGUCAUGAUGCUUUCUCUCUGCACCAAGUACUGGCAAAUCAUGCUAGCACAGGGAUGGUGUAUCGGCAUUGGAUCUGGCAUACUCUACACUCCGAGCAUAACUCUCGUCGCCAUGGCAUUCACCAAACACCGGGCCCUGGCCGUUUGCUUUGCCACUUCUGGCACUGCGGUUGGGGGUAUCAUUUACCCCAUCAUAUUCGUGCGUUUACAACCCUCCAUCGGCUUCGCCUGGGCGACUCGUGUCCUUGGCUUCAUCACGCUGGCAGAGCUCAUCAUUGCACUUGCCAUCAUUCUUCCCAACGCCAAACCGGCCAUUACAAACAAGACUGGGCCACCACGUGCUCUAUUCGAGCCUCGAGCGCUUACUGAGCCGGCCUUUGGCAUGUUCUGUGUCGCCCUAUUCUUCAUGUGGAUCGCGUACUGGGUACCCUUCUUCUUCAUCCCUACCUACGCGGAGUUCGGCCUGAAUGCCACCUCAACCUGGUCCUUUUAUCUACUUGUCAUCACUAAUGCAGCAACCAUUCCUGGGCGCCUCUUCGCCGUCUUCAUCAUCAAGUAUGCCGGAGUUGCCGGCGGCAUGUUCGGGUUUGCCUUUGUUUCUAGUAUCCUGCUUUAUGCAUGGAUGGCGGUGAACUCAUUACCGGGCUUUGAGGCAUGGGUUGUGUUUCUCGGGUUGAUCAUGGCACCACUGGCUGUGUUUUAUCCAGCCAUCAUUCCACUGUUGUGCCCGACAAAGCAUGUCGUUGGGACGCGUAUGGGGAUGGCGUCAGCGGCUGCAGCAUUGGGAGUAGUGUUUGGUGCACCGGUGAGCAGUAAGCUGAUCGAUUCAGCCACAGGGGAGUACUGGAAGAUGCAAGUGCUGAUCGGAAGCUGCAUGAUGGUCGGGGCCAUGUGUCAAGCAUUCGUGUGGUGGAGUCUGCGGAGGCAAGACCAAGACAAGGAAAAAGCAACAGCCCGUCAAACAUCGAGCAAUGUACGACAAGCGGAUUAG
Messenger RNA from Plenodomus lingam JN3, 1329 nucleotides. RefSeq lists its product as uncharacterized. Gene Ontology annotation, biological process: transmembrane transport. The record is from RefSeq and is a predicted model, not a curated record. Gene Ontology annotation, molecular function: transmembrane transporter activity. Gene Ontology annotation, cellular component: membrane. Lineage: Eukaryota; Fungi; Ascomycota; Dothideomycetes; Pleosporales; Leptosphaeriaceae.